AUGAGUAGGCUAUCAUUUAGGCCUCAACCCCUUGACAUCCACGAGAAGCUCCCCAUUGUGAAAUCUGUUAAGGACUUCGAGGAUGACGAUGUCCCGACUUCUACUCGUAACUCCCAGAUGCUCCGUAUUGCCUCAGAGGCUGAUAAUGAGGUACAACAAACUCCUAGCAAAAAAGUUGCUUCAGAAAUACCAACUCUUGAAGUCGUGGUAGUGGAUACAAUUGGAAGAGACUAUUCCCGUACUUUCACUCAACCAACAUCAUAUCUUCGCGCAAGGGGAGGCCGUGCUGAGAUUGGAGAAUUUGUUGAGUACGAUCUUGACAAUGAGGAUGAAGAUUGGCUUCAAGAGUUAAACAAAGAAAGAAAAACUCUUGCAGCUGAAAAUCGAAGGAGUCUGAUAGGAUCCCUGGCUGCUGUGAUUCAAAUGAUGGUUUGCUCUGCUUUUGGAGAUACUGCUUUGCCUACUGGUGGAUAG
Messenger RNA from Fraxinus pennsylvanica, 474 nucleotides. NCBI's taxonomy places the organism in Eukaryota, Viridiplantae, Streptophyta, Magnoliopsida, Lamiales, Oleaceae. The record is from the annotation of a GenBank genome assembly.